Messenger RNA from Helicoverpa zea (corn earworm), 509 nucleotides. RefSeq names its product protein FAM98B-like. The record is from RefSeq and is a predicted model, not a curated record. The coding region runs from base 26 to 376 and encodes 116 amino acids. The transcript has 2 exons. Lineage: Eukaryota; Metazoa; Arthropoda; Insecta; Lepidoptera; Noctuidae.
ACUGCAGUGUCGCAACACAUACAACAUGAAGUUUCUGGUCACUCUCGUAGCUCUGUGCGCCGUGCUGGCGAUGGCGUCCGCCGGAUACAUCAACAGGGGCUGGGGAGGCUCUAGCGGCGGAUGGGGCGGAUCCAGCGGGGGUUGGGGUGGAUCCAGUGGGGGCUGGGGUGGAUCCAGUGGGGGCUGGGGUGGAUCCAGUGGAGGCUGGGGCGGCUCUAGCAAAGGCUGGGGCGGAUCCGGCGGCUGGGGAGGUUCCAGCAAGGGCUGGGGCGGCUCUGGUGGCUGGGGAGGUUCCAGCGGUUGGGGCGGUUCCAGCGGUGGAUGGGGCGGUAAGAGCAGCGGUGGCUGGUCUGGUGGUCACGGUGGAUGGUGGUGAACACCCAUCCCCCUGAGGCAGGAUCACGAGUAAAGAGGCCGUUGUAUAUUAUAACUCUCUCAUCUGUAUAUAAAUUUGUAAAUUACUAUCUUUAAUGUCGUAUUAAUAAACGGAAUUCUGUUCCACUAAAAUU